UGCUCGAGAGCUUGCAUGCCCACUGACGCUGACAAUACCUGCCUAGUGUAAACACACCUGCUCUCUCUGAUGGGCUUAAAAUGAAUUUAGUGUGCAGCUGAAGGAGUCUGCUCGUAGCCGUGUUCAUCAAAUAGACCCUGGUGUCCAGGGACAUGAAACUCAAUCCACAGCAAGCUCCAUUGUAUGGGCAGGGUGUUAUCACGGUGCAGCUCGCUGAUGAGGAGCUAGCUGCAGAUGAGGAGGGCGUCGACUACUUCCUUCUGUUUGCUGGCAGCACACAAAGGCACCUGACCAGCACCCUGAGGAGCAGUCAUGACACCUUGCAGGCAGUGUGCCCCGCUCAUGACUGCUGUGAGGGGGUGCUGGUCACCUUGUGCUCUGUUGCCCGAGUUGUCACCGAGGUCCCGGAGGAGCUGAGCGUCGGAUGUGUGGCUCCACUGGCCGAGCAACGAUUCAGCUUUGUCCAGGAUUUGGCUUUUGACAUGGCCCAGUUUCUGGUGAGCACGGCGGGCCGGACCAACGCACUCGAUGGGGCACUGAUGCUGGAUGAGUGUCAGAUUCCCCUGCAGGAGUGUGAACGCCUGGACGAGAGCCUGGCGCUGGCCCUCCACCACCUCGCACUGCCUCCAGGAUGGAGCUUACUGGGAAACAAACUAACCAACAGCACUGAACUGAAUCCGCAGGAGACUCUGCUGCACUUCUCAGCCCGUCGAGGCCUGUUUCGGGUCACAAACUUCUUGCUGCAGCAGCCUGGAGCUAAGCAAGCCCUGAGAUUGUCCAACAGACAAGGCCACACGCCCUCCGCCGUCGCUGCUUCACGGGGACACCGACGUCUCCAUGAGCUCCUCACAGAGGCUCACACGGACGCAGAGAAAGGAACUGCGGCAGGCCACCGGGUCUCCACAGACGCCCGGGUGAUUUGCCACCUCCCCAGUCUGAACACACACACUCUGACGGUAAGGAUCCGGCCCGGCCGCGAACCUCCGACCCUUCAGAAGAGCGUGGAGCAGCUGCUGCACCUGAUAUGCCAUCUCCAUGCCAAGGGAGUUUCUGCACUGGACCUGGAGUUUGAUUGUCUGCACACAGCUGCCGAAUGUUGUGAUGGCGUAAAAACAGAGGAGACCUGCGUGGGGAAAGUACAGCAGGCCAACGCAUCGAAGUGUUCGGAUACAACAGCCGAAGGCAGCUGGGUAGAAAACUGCCCGGUGGAAAGCAGCUGUACUGAUCUAGUUCACGGUGAGACUGAGAAGGCAGAGAAAGACUGGAGUUCGUCUGUGAGCACUCCGACAUCAGAAGUACGCCCCGAGGAGCAUGGCCUCGCUUCCCUAGAGGAGCGGGUGUGUUUUAGUGCAAACACUGAGAGAAAUUACUGCCAAACAGAGGAGGAGGGAAGAGACCAGCCGGUUGUUUCCACCCAGAGUCUGAGUGAAGGAGCUCGGAGUGAGGAAGAAAGGGCAAAUCUGACUGCGGGAAUCCUACCACCAGCAGGCUGCGGUGAACAGGCAGAGGAAACUGAUAUAGCAGAGGCUGUGAUCCAGGAAGGACAGGAGGCCACAGAGGGAGAGGACAGAUCUGAGCAGGAAGAGGAGCACAGCACAGCCAGGAGGAAGCAGGAGGAGGAGACCAACUGCGAGUCAACAGAUCGUAUAACGCCCAGUGGAGACACGGAAGCUUUAGUCAUGGGCCAGUCUCCGUCGUCAGAGGGCUCAGAGGUUUCGGACAACUCUGAUUCUGAAAUGAAGGACUGCUGUCAUGACGAAGAGACUCUCGGGAGAGAAGAGAUGAAACUUAAUGAAGCCCUCUGUGAUGUGCUCUCUUCAGAGAAGACGGCGAAUGACGGGUUAACAGAGCCCGUAUCAACCUCAGGGGACCUCCCCAACCCAUCGCUGAUAGACUCUGGUGAUGUAAUCGGGGAGCCCGAAUCUGCUUUUUCACGUCUCCUGAUAGAAGGCCUCCACAAGGGGGAACCUCCACCAGACAUAAACAGCCUGGAACAAAACCAGGAAACAGCUGGCAGGGAUUACGCUACAGAGCAGCAGCGGGGCUCGGCUCCAGAAACAGAUUCUGGGAAUUGUACUGGAACAGCAAAUGCUAAGGAACUAGAUGGUCAGGAUGUAGAUGAACCUACUGGAUGCCGUGUUGAAAACUCUCCUUUGCCUAUGGAUGAACCUGGCGAAACAGCAGACGGUCAGACUGCUGGUAACUCCAUAGAAGAUACACAGACUGAGCAAGUUGAGUGCCCGGCCCAGGGCGUCUCCAGUGACGACGAUGGCAGUUUCCAAUCGGUCGGAAGCUCAACCACAGAACUAUUCCACCCCACUCAAGACAAUGUCACUAUGGAGGAACCGGUCUUGGCUCAAAGCAAGACAGCAGAACUUUCCUCAGUAGGAUCCAUCAUGGAGGAAUCAAAUGAUCUGACACCUGGUGAACGUGUUGCACCAGGUUCUCCCACCAUGGAGGCAGGGCAGCACUCGGAGCCGGGCGCUGUCAGUGCGGCGACAGUGACGGACUGUAACUGGACCGGUGCUGACUCUGAAACACAAACGCCGUCCGGCACUCAGACAAUGGGGGCCUUGAAUCCCGAGGGCACGGGAGAGGACCUCGACGCGGAGCUUUCCAAAGAUUAUUUGUCGCCGCAUCCAGUGUUGUCAGAGUGCGAGGACUCCGGAGAGGCCAAGCGCUCUGACCUGAAUGCAGAGGUUGAGCAUUCGGCGUCAGAGGUCACCAGGGGGGGCUCAUUUGAACCGCGUCGGUCGGUUGCAGAAGAGACCGAAGUGAACGUCCCAGUUGGAGGUGAUCAUCCGUCAACGGAGGCCGGUGUUACAUCUGUGGUGGCCUCAGGAGAGGAGAGUGGGCAUGUGCAAUGUGUGCUACAGGAUCAUUUGGAGAUGAAGGCGGAUGAAAGGUCACCUGACGAGGGAUCAAGGCACUCGGAGCAUCAGAUCAAUGUGUCCACGUCACAAAGCAUCGCCCUGCUUUCAGAGCCACAAUCUCCAAACAACGAAACAUCCAAUGAGCCCCUUGUCGAGAACGAUGUGACUGAAAAUCCAAAGACGCCCGAUGCAGUGGACGGGGCCUCAGACAGCCACAACAGUGCAACCCGAGGUGGGCCAACGCUGAUUGAUCUCAGUGCAAGUUCAGAGGUUGAUGUCAUCAAGACUGAAGACGCCGUAAUCGCUGCAGGGAAUGAAGAAAAUGACACCGCAGAGGAAACCGACUUCUCCACGAUCCACCGAGAUAGAGAGGCGUCGUUCCCUCAGCCCUGCAGCUCUCAGCACUCAGGAUCCUCACAUUCCUCAGCGUUUUCCAGUUUGCCCAGUAGGACGGGCAGCACCACCAGUUGCCCCUCCACAACUCACAGGGACUCUGGCAGCGACAUAGAAAGCUUCCUCAACGCAGAGCCGGGAUGUGACAGCGUCUUCAAAAAGAGUGAUGAACCAUUGACAGGAGGCGACACUGCCAGCGAAGUUUCCGUCUCCUGCUCCUCCACAGACGACACCGCCAGCCUCGGCCCGCCCAGCUCCAGUCCUGAGGGCAGCCAGGGUCCGGCCUGUAGCUGGAGCCCAGAGGAGGGCAUCCAGACUGGGGCUAAUACCUGUGCAGAACCGGACGGUGGAGGAGGAGGUGGAGCGGGAGAAGCUGAAGAAGAGGCUAAAGACAGAGUGACAGAGGUGCCGCGGCGCUCUUGUCUCCUCCGGAACAGCAUCCGCUCCCUGUCGCCUCUUCGCCGCCACAGCUGGGGUCCUGGAAAGAACAACGGCGCCGACACGGAGAUGAACCAGAGGAGUUCCAUCCGUAGCCCUGGUGAGGGGAAGCCGACCUUUCACAGGAGAAGCAUCAGCUGGUGCCCUCCCAACGCCCCCCACAGUCUCCGUGUGGAAGUAGUUAGUUCCCUCAGCUACAGCCUGGAGGGGCUCAGUGGGGUACAAGAAGAGCUGAGGAGCCCCACCGCCCAGGGGCCCCGAGUCCUGGAGCCUUUAAGGAGGCCUCGGCAUGACAGCGACGACAGGGGCUCUCUGGUUUCCCUGACAGAGGAGCAGGAGGAUCUGGGGGAGCAUGGAAGACUACAGGAAGCGAAAUCAAGGCGAUAUCGGCCCCUGCGAAACAGCUGUUCUCCCAUGACCCUGCCCCUCACCAAGUCUGUAUCCAUGCUCGCAAUCAGCCAGCGAGACAUUGAUGGUAUGAGGUCGUUUUCCAGCACCUCUGGGUCACUAGCAUACAGUAUAUCAGAGGAGGAGCCUGGGCCUCUGCGGAGCGACACUGAGGGAAAGACUGCGACGAAAGUCAGCCGGACCUUCAGCUACCUCAAGAACAAGAUGUACAAGAAGACCAGGGAAAAGGAGCGAGAGAAACGGGAGAAGGAGAAGGAGGGCAAGGAGAAGGACAAGAAGACGGUGAACGGUCAUCUGUUCACAGCGGUCAGCUCGGGCCACGCGGCCCAGUGUUCCCAGUGCAGCAGGGCCUUGACCAGCAAAGAGGCCUUCCACUGCACACACUGUAACGCUUCCGUCCACAAGGGCUGCAGGGACAGCCUGCCUGUUUGUGCCAAGGUGAAGAUGAAGUUGCCCAAGCAGCAGUUUGCAGUACCAGAUUCGAGCUCCUUUCCCACAGUCACCAUGAGGAACAAAUCUGGUGGGACGAGGGAGCGCCCCUGGUCGGCCAUCUUGUCCCCUGAAGAUCAUUCUUCGCUGAUUAUCCCAUCAUCACGGAGACACAACAGCAUCAUGAACUUCCACGGCAACAACCUGUCAAAGAGUCUGUCAAUAAGCAACAUUGCAGGUCCGGUGUUUGACGAGAUGCCCAUUAAAGGCCUGCGGUAUCUCUCCCAGUCCACCGACUCCCUCAACAGAACCAACCAGGUCACAGAGUCCAUGGAGUCGCUCACUGAUGAAGGGACGGAGAUGAUGGACGGGCAGCUGAUGGGGGAGUUUGAGGCGGAGGCCAAGGAGCUGGAAGCUGAUUCGUGGAGUUUAGGCGUGGAGCAGCAGUACCUGCAGCAGCUGGACAAGGAGCUGGUGAAGAGACAGGAUGUCAUCUACGAGCUGAUGCAGACGGAGAUGCAUCACAUCCGGACGUUGCGCAUCAUGUCGGAAGUCUACAGUAAAGGCCUGCAGAAGGAGGCACAGCUCGAGCUCCAGACAGUGGAGAGGCUGUUGCCUGCUCUGGACGAGCUUGUGGAGCUCCACACGCAGCACCUCCUGCGCCUCCUGGAGAGGAAAAGAGAGUGCCAGCUGGAGGCAGGAAGCCUGGAGGGAGGAUUCAUCAUCAACAGGAUAGGAGACAUCCUGGUCAGCCAGUUCUCCGGAUCCAGCGGUGAAAGCAUGAGGAGGAUAUACGGGAGAUUCUGCAGCCGUCACAACGAGGCAGUCAACUUGUACAAGGACCUGCUGACCAAAGACAAACGCUUCAAAGCCUUCAUCAAAAAAAAGAUGAGCAGCAGCAUUGUGCGCAGGCUUGGUAUCCCAGAAUGCAUCUUGCUGGUGACCCAGAGGAUAACAAAGUACCCCGUUCUGAUUCAGAGGAUGCUGCAGCACACUAAAGAGAGCGAGGACGACUUCGAAGACCUGACGGAGGCCGUCCGGCUUGUGAAGGAGGUGAUCGCGGCCGUCGACAGCAAGGUGAACGAGCACGAGAAAAGGCGGCGUCUGAAGGACUUCCACGGCCGCAUGGACGGCAAGUCCAUCAUGAUGAGGAAGAGCGGCCAGAUCUUCGCCAGAGAGGACCUGCUGAGGAGGAGGCUGAUCCACGACGGAGCUCUGCAGCUGAAGAACAGCCAGGGAAGACUAAAGGAUGUCCAUGCUCUGCUCCUGUCAGACGUCUUCAUCUUCCUCCAAGAGAAAGACCAGAAAUAUGUCUUCGCCAUGCUGGACCAGCGCUCCACGGUUAUCUCCCUCCAGAAGCUGAUCAUCAGGGAGGUCGCUAACGAAGAGCGCGGCCUGUUCCUCAUCACGGCGGGAAUCGAGAAGCCGGAGAUGAUGGAGGUCCUGGCCAGCUCGAAGGACGAACGCAACACCUGGAUUCAGCUCAUUCAGGAAGCCAUGCAGUCCAUGGAGAAGGAUGAGGAUGAAGGGAUCCCCAGUGAGACGGAAGAUGACAAGAGACAACUAGAGACUAAAGCCAAGGAAAUGAGAGACCUGCUGAGGCAGAAAGACACAGAGAUCAUGUCUCUGUUGGAGGAGAAGGUGCGGCUCUUCAGGGGGAUGUGGGAGGGCUCGAGUCCAGCCGCAGAGGCCUGCCAGCAGGCCGAGCCUUUCUUCCGAUCAGCCUGUAGCCUGGAGCCGCCCAGAGGGGCGUCCAUCAUGAAGGAUGCCCUGCAGGAAGUGGAGACGUUACAGGCACUGGUGAACGGCAGCCUGGGUGGAGCGAUGGCCAGUGUCCAGGAGGGAGUAGGCGUGGGGCCGGUGUGUUUGCCCCGUCGCGCCGAGACCUUCGGAGGCUUCGACAGUCACCAGAUGCACAGCAGUAAGAGUGGAGACAGAGACGAGGGGGAGGAUACGGUGGGAGACCUGCGCAGGACGGAGUCUGACAGUGUUUUGAAGAAGGGAGGAAAUGCCAACCUACUGCUGCUGCUGAAGAGGAACAGUGAGCAGGUCCUCCACAGUGUCUCCAAUCUGCAUCUCCUGCUCAGCACUCUGCAGGCGGUGGUGGUCCAGCAGGACAGCUUCAUAGAGGACCAGCGGCAGGCCCUGAGCGAGCGCUCCUCCUCCUGCACGUCCCUGUCGCGGCCGCCCUCGCGGCCCAGCUCCCUGGUUGAGCAGGAGAAGCAGCGCAGCCUGGAGAAGCAGCGGCAGGAGCUGGCGUCCCUUCAGAGGCAGCAGGCAGCUCAUGCCGAGGAGAAGAGGCGGAGGGAGAGGGAGUGGGAGUUCAGGGGAGAGCAGCUGAGUGAACGGGAGGUGCUGGUCCACAUUCAGGAGGAGGAGGUCCUGAAGCAGCACAAGAAGCUGGAGCAGGAGAAGCAGGAGCUGCACAGGAAGAAGGAGGAGUACCAGAAGGACCUGGAGAGGCUGCGGGACGCACAGAGGAAGCUGGAGCGGGAUAGGGAGUCUGUGCAGCGGCACCUCGACAACAUGGGGGAGCUCCGUCUGGCCGAGAGGACUCCCUCCACGACGUCUGAUGAUUCCCAGUUCCCCGGCAGCUCCCAGUCUCUGGAGGCCGACCCGCUGGAGCUCUCCUCCUCCUGCUCCCUGCCCAGUCCGCAGCCCCAGCAGUCCAAGCCCAAAGGGAAAAGCCUCAAUCCCUUCACCUUAUCCUCCUCCAACGCCAACGUCAAGAGUGGCGAGGCCAACCACCAGAUCUCAAAGAGCCUGCUGCAGCUGGCCAAGAGCAAGAGCAAAGAGGGGAAGGAGAAGAAGAAGAAGAAGAAGGGCAAAGGAGGCAGCGGGCAGACAGGAGAUCCCCAGCACCACCCCGAGCCCCCUCUGGACGGAGAGAUCUUCUUCUGCUGAGGGAAGAGUGCUCCUCACCAUCCUCAUCAUCAUCAUCAUCAUCCUCAUCAUCAUGCCAGAGGAAUGUGUUAUUGCUUAGUAGUAACACACAUAGCUGCAGUGUGCUGCCAGGUUUUUGUGGCACCUUUGAAAUGACAUUAAAAAAGACUCUUUUUAUUUUUAUUUCCCCCAUCAUAACACAGAGCAGUUAAAGAUUACAUGCAAGUUAAAUCAAACACCACUUUUUUCAGUUUUUGUAAAGUAGAAUAUGUUUGAGGGGGGGUUCUGUUAUCGCGUGCGAGCCGGCAUACGUGCACUCGCAGUGCUUUAAAACAGGGACUGUGGAUUAGCUGCGCACAUUCAGAUAUUGUUUCCUUUUUCCAAAGAAGUCUUUUUCAUUUCUUCAUUUCGAAGAAAAAUAUGCUUUUGUGACAGCUCCGUAUCUCAAUGAAAACAUUUCACAGCAAGCUGCCUCACAAGCGCCACCCAAGUAUGUAAUUGUCCUAACUGCCUUCCUGCGUACAACCAGCCCCCCAUCUUCAUCAGUCCGUCCAACAUCCACAAUACACAGAAUCACGUGGCUUUAACCGCACACAAACACGGACGCAUUCCGAAUGCAACUGCAAACGCCUCACUCCUAAUCACCUUCAUUGAUUAUAGAGGACUGAGGCCUCAUCUGCCAAAACGUCGUGUCCUAGCAACAUUUCUUAAUGUUUCCAGUGUUUCGUUCCACAAUGCUUCUGCAUAAAUCCACACCGAGAGAGGAUUGGAGCCUGGCGGUCCUUUUACUCACAAUUUGAAAGGCGGAUGAGAUUACCGACUUUAACUUUGUCUCCAGUUUGGAAGCGGAACAGGGGACGGCACGACAACCUCAGUAAUGCUCAACGAUGACUCCGUGCCGUCAAUCAUGUUCCCUGGCGAGGUUGUAAUUUAUUUGAAUCGCAGAUGUCUUCAUUCUGGAGGGAACACUCUUCAGACGUUGGCCGUCUUGUUUUUCCAGGCUCAACAGUACGGAGCAUAUCUACCUUUGUCUCAUGGCUCAAUUCAUGUCUUCAAGCGUGUUUAAGAGCCUUGGAUGGAUAUUAGCUUGAUCCCCGCUUUAUCUGCCUGUCAAUGGGCUUUUUAUGCAGCCCUCAUCUUUCAUCCGAGCGCAGGCGAAGCAGGCUUCCCCUUCAUGUUUUUUAAUUGCAUGUGACUCAUGCAGGUCGCAUACUGAUGGCUUCUGUGUGUUAACUAGUUCGACUUUCUCUUUCAACCUCCCCUCGUUCACCUACAGGCGCACACGUCUGGUAGUUUUGGGAAAUGGAUGCUGUUCAUUUGACAGAUCAGCAGGUUUGGGAAAAUGAGAAAGGACAUUUAUCUAAAAAAAACAACAACGCGUAACGCCUGUGAUGUUACCUCUUUCUGUCUGAAGACUAAACCUACAAUCUGAGUCUCUGAUCAUUUCAAAUGAAUCAACACACAUCGGUGUUGUUAAGCACUUUGGUCCUAGUAAGUUGAUGGAUUUUUUUAUUUUUUUUAAAAGGUAUGAAAGAUCAGCAAAGGAAAUGUUUGCGUACUGUGGAAUUUGGUAAUGGAUGGGCGCUGACGCUCACGAAACGCAACACUUGAUCCAAAGCGAGAGAAAUUGCUCAAGUGCACCAAGGAUGCUGCGGUUCCAUUUUGUUAGGUAAUGUAAACAGGGGCUUGUAGCUUUAAAGUGAUGUUACUUAGGUAACCCGCCUAGGUUUCAGCCCCACUAAGCCCACAGUGGGGCCACACCACUACCUGCUGGACAGGUAGGAAAUAAAUCCGGAACACGAUCGACCUGUUUCUCCAGUGAACCACGGAGCAGCGUCACCGAUCUGCUUCUGUGCUGCCUCUUUGUGUCUAAAACGGUCUAAGUGCUCGCUUGUUAACUUCGCUGUCCACUUUGAAGAUUCACUUUCAUGUCCGGGCUGGUUUAUUAUAGUGUGUCUUCCGAGAGACUUACAGCUCCGGCCAAUUAGUUGCUUCAUGUCUUUUGUUUAUGGCUUUGGUGUAAUCCUGUCAGAGAAAGAGGGGAAGGGGCUUCUUUUGUUUUCCUCUUGUCGCUUUAGUCGUCAUUUGACCACUAGGGAGCACUGCCCCUAUGACUAAAGGAAAUCCAAACAAAAGAACAGCUUAAAAGUAUGUGGGCUUUUCCAUUUUUAUAUAUAUAUAUAUAUAUAGAUAGAUAUAUAUCUAUCUAUAUAUAUAUUCUCCCUACUAUGCAAAAUUGACAUUCUUCUCAGCGGGUCAUUGCCAUACAGAGAUAAUGUGAUGAGCGUGGGCUCUCACACUGACAUUUUCCCCCACGGCAUUCAUAAUUGACUGCAGAAACAAAUAAGUUGUCAGAGAUUGUAAUUGGCUACUCAGUGGAGCCCGUCCGCAGCAGCUUUAAUGUGGAGGGGAGGGGGAGAAGAAAAAAGACGGUCUAACGGUCGGAGGGAGCGACCGGGCAGAACCGCAAAACCUCUCUCUCUGUAAGGGACAAUCAGCAGACGCGAGUCAGGGAAACGAGCUCCUUUCCCCGAUGAUGAUAGGCCUGUCGGUGAGAUGAGUGUGUCCAUCAGGUGAACCCUGCGUAGCCUUAAAUCUUCACAAUAAAAUGCACUAGAGUAGAAACGAGCAUCUUCUCAGGAGAGAGAGAGAUUGAGAGGAGAGCUUUUAUACCUCGGCUUUGAAACGAAGGAAAUGUUUGUACUAUAAAAAAAAAGAAAUGGUACACAACUGUUCUAUUCUCAACAUUGUAAAAAAAAAAAAAAAAGAGAGAGAGAGAGAAAAAAAGGGCAAAUGUGUAAAUAUGAUUUCUGUAUAAAACAAUCAAAUGUAAAAAAAAAAAUUAAUUGUUCCAUUUGUGAUUUAAUGCAACAUUUUGUAAGAAUGUUUUAUUUAUGUUUUAUCCUCGCCCUCUGGGGUGAUAAACAAUGUAAAGUCACAUUUCUCUCAUAAUGAUAAUAAAAUAAAAUAAAAAAUAAUGGACAUUUUGAA
Scophthalmus maximus (turbot) is the source of this 10415-nucleotide messenger RNA. RefSeq names its product A-kinase anchor protein 13 (gene akap13a). The record is from RefSeq and is a predicted model, not a curated record. The transcript is spliced from 40 exons. Gene Ontology annotation, cellular component: actin cytoskeleton; plasma membrane. NCBI's taxonomy places the organism in Eukaryota, Metazoa, Chordata, Actinopteri, Pleuronectiformes, Scophthalmidae. Gene Ontology annotation, molecular function: guanyl-nucleotide exchange factor activity; MAP kinase scaffold activity. Bases 153 to 7445 code for a protein of 2430 amino acids. Gene Ontology annotation, biological process: adrenergic receptor signaling pathway; regulation of Rho protein signal transduction; positive regulation of canonical NF-kappaB signal transduction.